AUGGGUUCAAUGUCAUCUGAAAUUUCAACAAAUUUUUCAGGUUGCGUUAAUUGGCACGGGGUUGGUUGUGGUUCCUUUAUUAAUAGUAGCAAGGAUGGCGAGACCUACAUAAAUGUAAAGGGGGAUGUAUAUAAGGAAACAUUAGAAGACUAUCAACUUGAUUUAGAUAAAGUCACUCUUUUUCAAGAAAACUGCUCUGUCCAUAGGAUAACUGCUGUUAAAAAAUGUUAUGAAGAAAAUAACAUUAGGGAACAUUUUUGCUAUGCUGCAAAAUCACACGAAUCGAUAUUACUCAUAAAGGGUGCGGUCUCAUUUACAUUAUGA
Dictyostelium purpureum is the source of this 324-nucleotide messenger RNA. RefSeq lists its product as uncharacterized. The record is from RefSeq and is a predicted model, not a curated record. Bases 1 to 324 code for a protein of 107 amino acids. Gene Ontology annotation, molecular function: nucleic acid binding. The transcript is spliced from 3 exons. NCBI's taxonomy places the organism in Eukaryota, Evosea, Eumycetozoa, Dictyosteliales, Dictyosteliaceae.